AUGCCGGUUCCGGGUCAUGCUGUAAUACAAGGCAACGAGUAUGCUGAUGACAGAGCCAAAGAAGCCGCUAAAGAACCCCUACACAUCAGUGCAUAUUUCACCAAGAAAGAUAUUUGGAACAUUAUAGAAAAACCUGUUAAGGAAAUGUGCAAUAGUAAAUCGAAUAAUUACCAAUACCACUACAAAAAGCAUAAUCCUACUGGCAUCAAAGCCUUAUAUCCUACACACGUGUCUUCUCACAGCCUCAAGAUAUGCUACUUGAAUUGUGCAUUACCUUCUACUACGACCACUUCGACAACAACAACAUCACCUAUAACAUCUCCAGCGAUUGAAAGACACCAGCUGCAACAACAACAGCAAUCUCAGCAAUCGCCUAAAAUUAAUAAAUCUAUUCAGGAAACUUGGUCACUGCGCACAGUUUCCAUGUUGCAACAGGAUUCAUUGGUACUCGUUGAUAUCGCCUGGGAAGCGUUAAAUACGCCCAAUCAGUGUCUCAUUAGCUGGGAGGUUUCCGGUGGCGGUUUAAUGGGUAACCUCUUGACAGAGUCAUCGAAUGUACAACUAUCAUUGUGGCCGGACACCAAGUAUCGAGUCAAAGUGACAUGCAAAAAUAAGCUCACCGGUUUCAUGUCACGCUCCCUGCCGCUGAGCAUUGACACCUCGGAAGCGGUGAAUGCACACGAACAUACUGCUCAACAUAGAACACAAUCGCCCGAUGCCGAUGCCAUGUCAACUUCCACAACAACCGUAAUCAACAAAAUCUACAAAUCAUUCAAAAACGAACAACAACUACCACAACAAAUCGACAACAAUGCACUUGAACACGUCCAGAAUAGUAACAAUGACGAUAACUCCGCUCUAUCUGCACAUCCACGUGGCUAUGUUGCUGAAGUCGAGAAUGCUGCAGUGCUGCCAUACGACGAACACGACGACGAUCAGGAUCAGUCAGCAGAAACUCUGAAUCAGCACACGAAUUUCAUUUUCAACUGGCAUGCCAAGAAUAGUGAUAUCAGCGCCAUUGAACCACUACAGAAACCCAACCUUGACGUGUUCACCAUUGCUGCUUUCUCUGAUUUCGAGAAGCCGCUGCUAUUUGGCCUAAUCGCUGCCACCUUCAUGAUCACUAUGAUGCUGCUUGCGUAUAGGUGUUCGGUGCAACGACAUCGUUUGGCCGAGAAAGAUAUGCUAAUAAUCGAUGAUGGGGUGCAUGCGGUUGUUGUGUCAAUGCCGCCGGCCAUGUUAGCUGCGCGCACUAAUAACAAAGCGGCGGCACGAAAAGCCAUGGAGAGCGGAAGAAGUGGUUGUGGUGGUGGUGGUGGUGGUGCGCAAGGUGCGACGUCGCUAGCUUAUCAACGUGGUAGCGAUGAGGAGGAGGAGGAAUAUGAGCGCGGUGUGGAAGAGGUGUGUAGUAAUCCAGCGAUUUGCUCGAGAAAUGCGCUCAAAGUGUAAGUGAGUGUAGAUGAGUGCAAAAUGUGUGAGAGGCGCCAGUCAGUCGGCCACAAAAUGGGCAAAUUGGGGCGCAUGAGUAAUGAAGUGUUCAAACUAAAUUGAUUGAGACAGGAAUUAAGUAGCACACACUACGCGAAAAAAAAUUAAAAAAAAAAAAAAUAUUAAAAAAGAAAAUAACGAGUAAGAAUGGCGAAGAACAAAAAAAAUAUUACCUUUAGUAAUUUAAGCAACAAUAAAAUAAGAAUACAACUAAUAUGUAAAUUAAGCUACUAAAUGCAGGAAGUUGGCGGCAAACUAAUAAUAUAAUUAACAAAUAGAUGUUCUCUUUUCAUGCCACAUUUGCGGCAACUACCUUUCGAUAGCCAUACCUACAUUUAAGUAAACAUAUUUAGCUAUACAAACAAACAAAAUGCGAGUACACUUGCACUCUAAAGCAUAUUAGCAUUUGGGCUAAAAAUCAAUAUUCAUUCUAAAUAAUCAUUCGUUGCAUGCAAAAUUAUACAUUUGUGUGAUGCCAAGCUAAAAUUUUGCCUCCAGCCAAGGCACUCAUAUACAUACGUAGUAUUUAGUAGAAUAAUGUAAAAUUGCAUAAUUCAUUAUAUACAGUCAGUUGAUUGCAUUCAUUUACGUUUGAAUUUGCUACAAUUAAGCAAUUAUAUGAUUGCUCUGUAUGUGUGUGCGCGUGUGUGUGUAUGUGCAUUUGAUAAUUUGAAUGUGCUUGUGCAAGUUUAAUUACUAGAAAUUUCAACUGACAGCUCUGUGGGUGUGAAUAUGGAAAAUGUGCAUGAGACAUAGGCAAAGCCAAGUUUUGUGAGUUGUCGAGUUGGAAAUUAGAAAGUUUAAGGCAAAUUGUAAUAUAUAAAAAAUGUUAAUUUUCAAAUAUUUAAUAUGCAAGCAGUUGGUGUUUGAAUUACAGUGAAAGAUUCCACUAAGUCAAGGACAAAACAAAUUCGUUGAAAAAAUGUUGAGCAAGACAUAAAAGUUGAAG
This is a messenger RNA of Anastrepha ludens (Mexican fruit fly), 2437 nucleotides long. RefSeq lists its product as uncharacterized. Bases 1 to 1449 code for a protein of 482 amino acids. The record is from RefSeq and is a predicted model, not a curated record. The transcript has 3 exons. Lineage: Eukaryota; Metazoa; Arthropoda; Insecta; Diptera; Tephritidae.